AUGCCUGUCUUCCUCCUUGAAUACUUCGAGGCCCCCCGAGGGAGAAAAUGGCACUUAUUGGGCACCCGUCACAGGUCAGGCACUCUCAUCCUGUUGAAUCUCUACAUCUGUGACAUCCUGUCCCGUUAUACAGAUGAUGAACUGCCUCCAUCGCUCCUGCAUCCCGGCCGGGGGGAGGAGGAGGCGGAGCAGGAGGCGAGCCGGAGCCGCCGCCGCCAACGCCGCCGCCGCCGCCGCCGCCCGAGCAGGACAGAGCGCGCCGCAGCCCCGCGCGUCCGGCCGCCGCCCGCGCCCAUCCAGCAGCCUCGCCGGAGCCACACCGCGGGACAGCUGCGGCCGCGGCGUGUCCCGGCCCGGCCCAGCCCAGCCCAGCUCAGUCCCGGCACCGGGCGGCCCGGCGGCCGGCCCGCCCCCGAGGGCGCCGGGCGCGGCGGGAGGAUGCCGAAGCCGACGCUGCUGCUGCGCGGGGGCUGGGAGCGCGAGCGCAGCCCCGGGGACUCGGAGCUGGGCCGCCAGUUCCGGGACUGGUGCUUGCGCACCUACGGCGACUCGGCCAAAACCAAGACGGUGACACGCAGCAAAUACCAGCGGAUCGCCGAGGUCCUGCAGGGCGGCGGCGGGACCGGCGCGGGCAGCGGCCCCGCAGCCGGCGAGAAAGGCAAGUUCCAGUUCUGGGUGCGCUCCAAGGGCUUCCGCCUGGGCAGCGGCCGGGAACCCAAGAUGGGCCAAGUGGUGUAUGUGCCGGUCAAGACGGGCUCGGUGGCAGAUGGCCUGUCGGAGCCGGAGGGCAUCUCUCUGAAGCGGGUCGCUGUGGUUUUUUUUUUCUUUGACAUCAUCUACUCGAUGCAUGUGGAGAGCUCAGCAGAGCCAGGCAAUUUUUUUAAGCACGCUGGGCAGAAGAAAACCUACCGAGCGCCGGGCUGUGGGCUGCGGCGAGGACAGCGGAACGCUUGGGUGAUGCUGCCCCUUAGUGGAGAGAAGCGGGAGGACCCAGGUUUUUUUAAGCACAUGGAAAACCAGGGAACCUGGGACUGA
Messenger RNA from Cercocebus atys (sooty mangabey), 1035 nucleotides. RefSeq lists its product as uncharacterized. The record is from RefSeq and is a predicted model, not a curated record. Lineage: Eukaryota; Metazoa; Chordata; Mammalia; Primates; Cercopithecidae. The transcript is spliced from 4 exons. The coding region runs from base 1 to 1035 and encodes 344 amino acids.